AUGACCCCGCGCAGGCAUACGGGUACGUCGCGGGCGCGGAGUCGUCCUCGUCGGACUACGACUCGGUGUGCUCGGAGCUGCCGGCGCGCCGGCCCGCGCUCCUGCGCCACAUGUUCUGCUUGCCGCUCAACUGACGCGCACACACGCGCACGCGCACGCACACACACACCCACUCCAAACCGCGCACGCAUGCAUACACACGCUAAAGCCUACAGAUAA
This is a messenger RNA of Parnassius apollo (apollo), 219 nucleotides long. NCBI's taxonomy places the organism in Eukaryota, Metazoa, Arthropoda, Insecta, Lepidoptera, Papilionidae. The record is from the annotation of a GenBank genome assembly.